UUCGGUGUGGUGUUGCGGUGAUUUUGAGGGACCAGCUAAAGAGAGGAGAGAGAGGAAGAGAGAGAGAGAGAGAGAGAGAGAAAGAGAGAGAAAGGGGGGAGAGAGAGAGAGAAAGAGAGAGAGAGAGUAAGCUCUUACGCUCGCAUGCGCUUAUCGAGGGUGCGAGAGAAGAGAGCCCGGGUUCCCUUUGAAAGACGAUCGUCGUCGUAUCGCGGUUUCGGAGCGAACACGUAGAUUUGCCGUAAAUCUGCGGUAGAUACGCGUCCGACACGGUGCGAAAUAACUGAUUAAAUCGACCGUGCAUCGAGAGGAGAUCACGUCGCCGCAUCGAGCCGUCAGGGUCGUCCGCCGUCGACGACCGUGCUGGAUAGGGUACGGAAGAAGAGUGCCGACAUGUCGGCGUUGAACGCCGCGCUUUGUAGACGCGGAAUAAUCCUCUGGCUGGCCGUCGUCCUACUGCUUGCGUCACGAUCCACGCAUUCUGCACCGGUAUACGACCAGGAUACCACACAGAUCGCAGAGUACGAUGGAGCCAUCCCUGGAUGUUAUUUUAACUACCAGCGGUAUCAAGAAGGCGAUAGGAUCAUGACGAGUGAACCAUGUCUAAACUGCACGUGUCACAACCGAAUGUUGAUGUGCUACUUGAAGGUCUGUCCCUUCACAAAAGCGAUCGGUCAGGAUUGCACGGUGGAGAAACGUCCGGAUCAAUGUUGUCCCGUGAUCACCUGUCCGGAAGUACCAGUUCAACUAUUGACAUCAACAACAAGUGCACCGGAUUCCACAGAAGUCGGAUUCCAUGACAAUUAUGGCUGCCAUGUCGACGAGAGGUUUUAUGCAGACGGCGCUAUGCUGCCGUUGGAUCAUCACAAUCCUUGUGAGCUUUGCUAUUGCAUCAGAAAUAGAACCACUUGCGUUAUGCAAGAGUGUACUUUACAAGUGGCUGGAUGUAAACCUGUCUAUCAACCGGGUGUAUGUUGUCCGAUCAAGUACAAUUGUGAAUACGAUGAGGAAUCUAGCACUACGGUUGGUCCAACUCCUGGCCUCAUCAUGACCACAACGCUACCUCCUGGCAUGUUACCUCAAUGUUAUUACGAAGGUAAAAUCUAUGAAGACGGUGAUCUGAUUUAUUCUACUCAGCCUUGCCAGCAUUGUUAUUGCUUCCGAGGCGAGAUCGCUUGCGCUGUCCAAAAUUGUGGAACACCGAUGCAAGAGCAUGGAAAGAAUUGCACGGCCUUACCGCCACCAGAAGGAGAAUGUUGUCCAACCAUAUACGAGUGUGAAGAAGGAAUCACUACGGUACGAGAUGAAGGUCAGGAAGAACAGUUUUCGGAACAAGUACCACAGCAAAUGACUGAAUCAUCCACACUGAUUGACCAGGAAGAUCAACAAAUGAAGGGCGAACCUCAGGAAGAAAUAUUCCCAGGUAUCGACAAUACUAUAUCUUAUGCUCAGGAAGAAGAAGAUAAAACUGUUGAAGGAACUAUCGAACACAUUACCCAGGGACACAUUCCGUCUACCGAAAAACCUGAAGAAGAAACCGCAACACUACCGACAGAAAAGAUAGAAACUACUACUGCUGAGAAAGAAAUUACUCUUUCUCACGAACAUGUUACCGAAACUUCUCUUGAUAUAACAUCGAAAAAGGUAGAGGAAGUGCCCUCUGAAAUAGAAGCAACAAAGCCAGGAGCACCUACGACAGUACAAGGAACUGAAGAAGGUUUAGUUACUGAAACACCUGCCACUGAAUUACCGGAAGUUUCGUCUAUCGCAGAAGGCUUGCAACCUGAAGAGGAGUUGUUAACAACAGAACCUAAAGAACAUGUAAGCACAGAAGAGAAUAUAAUAGAAGAGGAACAUAGUACUCCUGCAGUCGCUGAAAAGGGACAAUCGGUCGAACCUACCAUUAGCGAAACAACCGAAGUUCCAAUAAAAGAAGAACAGACUACUAGUCCGCACGAAGAAUUGUCAACGCAGCAAAUACAAGAAGAGAUAACACAAGAAGGACAAAUUGGUUCAGAAAAACCAGAGAGUUCAACUGAAAUCAUUGAGAAAACAACAUUGCCAAUUGAAGAACCUGGUACCAGCACUGUUUCUGAAUCUGUUAGCGAACAGCCAAAGACAAGUGAAGGUAAACUAGAAACUAUGCCAGGUGUACUUUUAGCAACAGAAACGGAAUCACCGAAAGAAGAAGAAACUGUGACUUUUGCUCACGAGGUAUCUAGUACUGAACAAAUCACUACUGAGAGAGAAGUGUCGCAUCCGACGGAAACUGCUGUUACGGAACAGUCAAGUGAAGUAAGUGGUCCUUCUAAAGAACAACCUGCCGAAGAACAAAAACCAGUGAUAAGCGAAGGUGAAAAGGAAGAACGACCGAAAGAAACAACAUCCGAACACCCAAUAAUUGAAGAACAAGCUACUCUUGGCGCUAAGAAAGAAGAUGCUGGCUUGACUGAAAGCUCAAUGAUUAGUGAAGAACCUUUCAUCACGAAAGUGCCACAUGCAGAGGAAGAAUCAACUCCGGAAAUUCCAGCUCAAGGUCCAACUGGUAUACCGAUUCCCGAACGAAGUCCAGAACAGAAGGCAGAAGACGAAAGCGUAUAUCAUGUGACAGAAGACUAUCACGGUGUCACUCAUCCGAAAAUUAGUCCUGAUAAUCUCAUGACUGAAAUUCCGCAGAAAAUACCUAUAACGGAUCUACCACGGGAACAAGAAACCACGCGAGCUCCAGCAGAAGAAACUGCAAAACCAAUUGCGACGGAAGGUAUUGAAGUAUCAGUGGAAGGAACGACGAAACCAAUAGAAGAAGCUACGGAAAUAAACUUACCAACUGAAAGUAAACCUGAAAUCACUACAGUUUCUGAAGAAACACAAAGCACACCUGCUCUCACCGAAGUUCAAAUUAGUACAGAAUCUUCUACAGCCACUAUUGCUCCAAGAAUACCAGAAGAAGAAGCACCUGAAAAAUCUAUCGUGUUAGAGGAAGUAAGUAAAGUGCCACAAAUAGAAAUACAGUUAACGGAAAAGUCUCCCAGUAGUGAAGAAAUACCCACGAAAGGACUUGAAGAAUCUGGUGAAAGUAUUUCCGAGGAAAUCAGUGGUGAAAAAGAAGUGCAACCAAAGAAAGAAGAAGAAAUAGAAAAGCAACAUCCAAUCAUAACAGAAAUAGCUCCCGAAAUAUCCACAACUGUUCCACCGGAACAUUCAACAGUGUCUUCGGAUCUUGAGAAAGAACAUGCAACAGAAAGUGAAUAUGCUACUACCGUAAUUUCCUCUACUGAGCAAUCAACGCACGUGUCACAAGUCGAAGAGAAAGAAACUGAAAUAGUUCCUAUUGAAAAAGAAGAAUCAAUUACUGAAAAACCAAUUGAAGAACCUGUUACGGAACAUCCGAUUACAACACCAGGCAUAAUUAGCGAAAAAGAAAAAGAAUUACAAACUGAAGAAUCUAUUUUGAAAGAGGAGCAAACUACGGAAGCGAUAAAAAUAAUGGAAACAGAAAAAGAGUACACAACGCAAGUUUCCGCUGUUGAAGAAGGAAUAACUGCGCAACCCGAACAAUAUUCUACAAAGAAAACUUUAGAAGAAGUUACUGUUACGGAAAGUCAUGGUCCAGAAGAAACAAAAGGCGUGUCAACAGAAAGUGCUGAACAACAAACUGCUGCAGUAACAGAAAAGGAACCAACCGAGGAAAAUGUGGAAUUGAAACCAACGGAAAUUACCGACAUCGGACAAACAGAAUUGCCCGUUGAACAUCCUACUGAAGCAAGCGAAAGUAAAAAAGAAGGUGAAGAAAAGAUUUCUGUGCCUAUAUCCACGGAAGAAAUACAAACAAAAAUUCCUGAAGUUGAAACUAAAGCCACUGAGAUAACGACAGAACCAGAAAAGAAGCAAACUGAGACUUCCGUCAGCGGAGUAUCAAGUCAGCCUCCUAUUCUUUCAGAUCGCAAAGAAGAUCAGGGACUUAUUGAGCCAGAACUAAACGAAGAGCAAUUAACACAGAAACCAGAAAAAGAAAUAACUGAAGCAUAUGAAGAACCACAAAAACCGACAAUUCUUCCUGAAGAAGAAACGCCUCAUAUUCCAUCUUCGGAAGGUACUAUUACCGAAUCUGUUCUGUCGGAAGAAAAACUGGCUGCGGGUAGUACAACGGAAUCUGUUGUUGGCGAAGCUAUUACGCCAGAAAUAUCCAGUGAACAACCGGAAGAAGUCACAACUGAAUCAUCCGGACAGGAAGAACAGACUCAAGGGCUAGUCACUGAGAAACAACCGGAAGUUCAAGAAAAAACAGAGACUGAAACAUCCAGUCCUGCAACUCACGAGGAGUCUUCCAUAACUCCGGAAGUUUCUAAAAAACCAGUUGAAGACGUAGAUGUUAGUAAGACAACCGAAACCGCGGAAAGUACGACGAUACCAGUAUUAAUUUCUGAAACAUCAACUGGAUUGCCUGGAUUUGAAGAAUCUACAAAACACAAAAUUUCUGUCGAGGAAGAAGUUACAUUUGCAACAGAAUCUGUACCUUCGGAAAAAGAACAGCCAGAAAUACAAGAGCAAGUCACGCAACCAUCACUAAAGGAAGAAAUGCCAAUUAAGGAAAAAGGUGAAACGGAAAGUCCAGCUGAAAUAUCUACAGAAAAAGGUAUAAUUACUGAAACACCUCAAGAAUCAAUUACCGAGGAACAACCACUAAAGUCUGAAGAAGAAAUUAUUCAAAAAAUGAUUACGGAGAUACCGGAGCAUGAAGAAAAAGAGAUAUAUUCAACGCCUAUUCCGAAAGAAACAACUCAAUAUACAACAAGCAUUCCAGAAGAAACUUCUGUAGAAGCAGAAAGUACAACAGAGUUUGCACCUCGUCCGUUGGGUAUUCCAGGAGAAGGUAAUUGUCUUGUUGAAGGACAAUCUUAUAGCAACAAUUCAGCCGUUCCACCGGCAAACGCAUGUCAGAUCAGUUGUCGUUGUAUUAGCAGUAUUGUACAAUGUGAACUCGUGCAAUGUCCUGCUCCGCCAAUGCAUCUAUCGAAUUGCAUGCCAGUUCACACAAAUGGAGAAUCUUGUUGUCCAAUGUAUGCUUGUGAUUCCACACCGACUGUUGAAUUGGAAUCCGAUAGUCAUGUUAUCGAACCUCAUGUUUCUGAAGGCGAAGAAGAAAUCCAGAAAACUGUUUUGCCUACGGAAAUACCAAAAGAAGCUACGACAGAGUCGAGUACAUUAGCUGGUGAGAUUAGUACUUUGAAGUCACGACCUGUAGAAAGUACUGUUCCUUCUGUUAUACCUGAAGAAGAAAUAGUAACUGAGAAGCAGCAGACCACUCUCAAACCUAUUGAAAUGGUUUAUGAACAGCCUACUACUCGACAACCUAUCGAGCAAUAUCCUGAGGAACAUACUAUUAGUUCGGUGAUGCCUGAGACAUCAAAAGAGUCCACCAGUCAAAUACCUGAAAAACAUACUGUAUCAUCAAUUAUACCAGGAGAAACUACUGAAAGCAAAAUUAGCGAAGAAGGUAUAACAGAAUCAUCAGGUUUGACUGAGCAACAGCAGGAGCAAGCUGGAGAGAAACAGAUUCCUAUUAGUGGCGAAGCAAUUACUUCCACGCAGGUACCUACAGAACAGGAAUCUCAUGGCACUGAAGAACUUGUUACGGUUCCUAGUAUAACAAAAGAAAAAGAGACUUCUGCUCCUGUCGAAGUAGAAGAAAGUUCAAUACCUGUUGAGAAAGAGCAAGAAGUUACGACCACAGCAACUAGUAAAGAAGAAACUAUUACGCCAACCAAAGAACAGGAGAAACCCACUGAAGAAGAAAGUAUCGAAGAACAAUCUACAUUUAAACCAAGUGAAAAAGAACAACCAGAAGAAGAACAAGUUUCAUUAAAGCCAAUUUCUGAAGAACCUGUUGUCGAAGAACAGGAAACAUCUACGAAAUCGGAAGAAAUUCUGACAGAGAAACCAGGCAUUCAAGAGGAACAAAGUACUUUAAUUUCUGAAAUACAGCCAACGACUGAGCAUAAACCCGAGAGUGAAACUGAAAAGGAAAAAGAGCACGAGACAGUUACAUUAACUGAAACUGCUCAAACCGAGGAACCAGAAACAAAAUUGUCUGGCACUUCUCCAAGCGAAAUUGAGACACAGGAACCAAUUACACCUGCUGCUCCAAGCGAAAUUGAAACGCAGGAGCCAAUUACACCUACUGCUGAGUCGACGACAUUGAUACAUGAUCAUACAGUAAGUGAGGAGGCAUCAACAGAGGAAUAUACAUCUAUAAAAUCUGUAGAAACUCCUACGGAAGAAAGUACAAAGACGGAAUCAAGAAUUUCAACUCAAGCUCCUGUAACUGAAGAAGAACACGUUACUGUUACUACCUUGCCUAUUGAAACGGAAACGCCUAUCGAAGUCACUACUAAACUAGUCGAAGAAUCUACUCCUGAAGUUUCCCAUGAAGAAACAUUGCCUAAAACAACAGAAAGCGCAAUAGAAAAGGAAAUUACAGAAUAUCCUGAAAAACAUACAGAACCAUCAAUCAUAGAGCACGAAGAAGAAUCGUCAGUUACAAAAUUGCCCGAAGAAAAGCCAUCGGAAACUGAAUUUCCAGUCAUUAGCGAGGAACCAGUGAAAACUGAACCUACUGAAGCAGAACACGAAAAGCCUACUGAAACUAGCGUCGCUCAAGAAUCAGAAAGUACACGAAUCCCCGUUGAGGAGCAUUCAGAAGCUACAACCGAAAUUGAAUCUCAUACGCCUGAAUUACCUACAGAAGAGCAUGAAAUAACGACGACAUCUGCAUCUGCAGAAGAAAAAGGUGAACAACCUACUACACCGGCCAUAAAAGAAACAAGUUUGAGUGAAACGGAAACUAAACAACCCAUUUCGGAAUCCGAAACACCGGUUGUAGAAGAGGAACACGUCACCAUUCCGGUUGUAGAACAAACUUCAAAACCUGAAUAUCCCAUCAAGGAACAAACUGUUACUUCUCCUAGUGAAGAAAAUAUAACGGAAGGCGUUUCAACAGAAGUUAUACCAGUAACGAGUCAACAGACAACCGAAAAGACAAUAGAAACUGUUAAACCAGAAACGCAAUUGCCUGAUUUAGCGGAAGAACAUACUGUUAUUCCUGAAAUUUAUAAAAAAGAUGAAGAACAGAGACCUGAAGUCGGAAUAACGGAAGAACCUAGUAAAGAAGAGCCAACUACGGUUCCAGAAUUAAUGGAUAAAGAAACGGAAGAAGCUGUUAAAGAGGAAGCUGUAACACCUAGUACUACAGAGGAACAUACCAAACAAGAGGAAAUUGAACUAGUUGUAAAAAUUCAAGAACCGAUGGAAACAACAAUUAUUCCAGAAGAACAGAAGCUGGAAGAAGGAGAAGGUUAUGUUACCGAAGCUGGUUUACCAGGCCAUCCAGUAAGUGAAGAAGCGACAACUGUGACAAGUUUGGCACCUGAAGAAUAUUCAAUUGAACCAGUAAAAACGGAAGAACAGAGCACCUAUGAACCUGAAUAUCAUACAACAUUAUCUACCAUACAAGAAGUAUCGCAGCCAGCGACCGAAAUUAGUGAAAAACUUUCACCCGAAGAAGAAACUGUUGAAAGUACGGAGAAGCCAGAAGAACCUGUCACAAAACUCGAAGUGAGUUCAACCGAAAAGCCUGAGGAAGUUCCAUCUGAAAUGGAAAAGCCAGUUGAACCCGAACAAGGAACAGAGUCACCCGAACAAGGUGAAACUACUACAAAAGCAAUUGAAAGUACAGUGACCAAAGAAAUAUUACCGGAAGAAGUGGUUUCAGUAGAAGUGACUUCAAAAGUUGAAGAGAAACCGACAGAAGUUUCUACAGCAGGAGAAGAAGAGGAAGUAUAUACUACUCAAUCCAUAGAAGUUACUUCUGUUCAAAAGGAAGCACAACCGUCGAUAACUAUAUUACAGCCUACUGAAAGGCCUCUUCCUUCUGAGGAAGAAACUUCUGUUGGAGAAAUUCAGCCUAGCCAACCUGAAGAAAUCGAAGAGGCUCAUCCAACUGUAUUCGAAGAAGGUCAUCCGGGUAUGACCAAAGAACCUCUGUUUACUACAGAACAUGUGCCUGAAGCACCUAUUACGACAAAAACAGAAGAGCAUCCGGAAAUAGAAGAACCGGAAACUAUUGUGACCGAAGGUCCAAUCAAGGUUUCUAGCGUGAAACCAACUGAGUUGCCUGAAGAAACAACUACCGUCGGACCAGUAGUUUCAUCAGAAGAAUCAGAAUCUCAAAUUCCGAUAAAAUCUGAAGAAAUUCCGCAACCGGAAAAGCCGGUCGAAGAACCUGUCAUAAAGACACAGCCGAUACCCACGGAAUUACCAACUGGAGAAAUUACGGAAGAGAUACCCGAGGAAGAACCCAUUCAUCCGCAAGAAGGUGAAGAGCAAACUCACAUUGAUCACUUCCCGGAGGCUACUGUGAAACCAGAAACUGAUUAUGGUUUCCACGAACAACGGCCGGCGACCACGGCUCCUCAUAUUCCAGAAUAUCCUGAUCAAAGCGGAAUAUCAGGGGAAGAUUCUCACUUCCCCAUGUCCGGUGGCUAUCCGAAUCCCGACGACGACUAUGGCGAGGACGACUAUGGAGGACCGGGUACUUGCCGAUACGGCGGCAAGGUUUACGUUUCGGCACAACAGAUACCGAGAGACGACCCGUGCGACUUCUGUUUCUGCUUCAGGAGUGACAUUAUUUGUCUCCAACAAAGUUGUCCACCGCCUAUUCCCGGCUGCCACGAAGAACCAAUCAGCGGCUUCUGCUGCCCCAGGUACGAGUGUCCCGUAUCAAUGGCUACGGCUCUCAACUUGACUACCACCACUACUACAACCACGACCACGUUACCACCGCACUUCCCCGCGCACGCUUACAAGGGAGCCGCGAGACGAAGUGGUUGUCAACUCAGUGGCCAUGCCUACCGAGUGGGAGAAGUCAUUAAGUCAGCGUCUAAUCCUUGCCUUCGCUGCAUUUGCGGAAAUGACGGUAAAAUGAAAUGCGAUCCGCAAGUAUGCAGUCCGGAACCGAUGUUGAGGCAAAUGAUAGCUGCGACAGAUGCCAAAAGAAGGAGAUGAGCCGCCGAGUUGGAUGGAGGAAUUCAUCUUUACAAAAAAGCAUAUACAAGGGCGA
Molecule: messenger RNA, 9118 nt
Organism: Cyphomyrmex costatus
Lineage: Eukaryota; Metazoa; Arthropoda; Insecta; Hymenoptera; Formicidae
Product: titin
Exons: 7
Coding region: 394-9063 (2889 amino acids)
Cellular component (GO): extracellular region
Molecular function (GO): protein binding
Source: RefSeq, a predicted model, not a curated record